UUGAGUUUUAGGAAAGCGGAGAGUAGAGAGUAGAGGAGGGAAAGAAAAAAAAACAUAGAUUUGUUAUUUUGUAAUAAUAAAAUAAAAUUUCAAUAAUAUUUUCUUCUCUUCUUCUUCUAAUUUGGGUCGUAGGAAACUAUCAAAAGAGUCAAAGAAACUAAGAGCUGAAGUAACCCUAAUUGAAUCGAAAUCGCUUAACCCUAAAUUGGGAAAUCAGAUCUCCAAGCAAAAUUGGCGCUUCUAUGGAAAAGGGUGCAGGCUUAGAGGGGUUAUCAGAGAUGGAUGAUCUGGCAACCACAUUCGCAAAGUUGAAUAGAGUUGUGAGUGGACCAAGGCAUCCAGGAGUUAUUGGUGAUAGAGGAUCUGGAUCUUUUUCAAGAGAAAGUUCAUCUGCCACUGAUCGGGCACAAGAUGAAGAACUUGCCAAUUGGCUAGAUCAGCAAAUGUUUGAUAAUGAAAAUGGUCAGGAAGGAAAGAGAUGGUCAUCGCAACCUCAACCUUCAUCUGCCCGAUAUUCUGAAUCGAAACCAUUGCACAGGACUUCCUCGUAUCCUCAGGAGCAACCUCAGCUGCAACGGUAUUCAAGUGAACCAAUUCUUGUACCUAAAUCAAAUUUCACAUCUUUCCCUCCUCCUGGGGGCAUAAAUCAACAGAUCUCAGCAGAUUUUGUCAAUAGUCUUUAUCUUGAUAGGGGACCUCAGACCUUCUCUUCUUCAAAUCUUUCUCCUUUGUCCAACUCUAAUCUUCACCUUGCGGGGAUACAUCACCGUGGAAAUAUGUCGUCUUCUGGCCUCCCUUUUAGUAACAGGCCACUACAUCAUUGGGUUAACAACGCUGGCCUAUUACAAGUAGAUCAGUCUAGUCUCCUGCAGAGUAUAUUGCAGCAUCAAUUAUCCCAUAAAAAUGGCUUAUUGUCUACACAGCUGAUGUCAACUGAAAAGCAGAGAAUGCAUACUCCAGUCCAACCAUCUUUGGCUCAUUUUGCAGCUAUGCAGUCUCAUCUUUAUAAUUCUCAUCCUUCAUCGGCACACAAAAUGAUGCUUGGUUUAUCGGAUAUUAGGGAUCAAAAACACAAAUCAUCCCAUAAAGGCAGACAUUCUGCACGUCUCUCUAAACAAGGCUCGGAUGCAAGCAGUCAGAAAAGUGAUAGUGGGUGGUUGCAAUUUAGAUCCAAGUACAUGACAGCAGAAGAGAUAGAAAGUAUUCUGAAAAUACAGCACGUUGCCACGCAUAGCAACGACCCAUAUAUAGAUGAUUAUUACCACCAAGCUCGUCUUGCUAAAACAUCUACUGGAUCAAGAAUAAAAAAUCCCUUCUGCCCAUCUCACAUGAAGGAGCUCCCUUCUCGAGGUCGUAAUAGCACAGACCUCCAGUCUCAUCUCCAUGUUAAUAACGCUCCAGGAAAGUCUCCCCUCUCUUGCAUACGCAGGCUAAAGCCUCUUCUUGAUGUGGAUCCUCCACCUGGAUCUGGUGAUGGGAACUCUGAAAAGAUAACUGAAAGGACUUUGGAACAGGAACCUAUGCUUGCAGCCAGAAUCACUGUUGAAGAUAGCCUAUACCUUCUGCUUGAGGUGGAUGAUAUUGAUCGAUUUCUACGGUUUAAUCAGCUACAAGAGGGAGGUGCUCAGCUCAGGCGUAAGCGCCAGACACUGUUGGAAGGACUAGCAGCAUCCCUUCAGAUUGUUGAUCCUCUCGGCCAAACUGGUAAAACAGCUGGCAUGUCCUCUAAGGAUGAUAUUGUGUUCCUGAGGAUAGUUUCGCUUCCCAAGGGUCGAAAGCUUAUCUCUAGGUUCCUUCAGCUUCUUUUCCCGGGUAGUGAACUCACCCGAAUUGUAUGCAUGGCAGUAUUCCGUCACUUGAGGUUUCUGUUUGGCGGCAUUUGUUCAGAUUCAGGUGCAGCUGAAACAAGUGCGAAUCUUGUGAAGACGGUGUGUGGAUGUGUGAACAGCAUGGAUCUGCAUGCACUGGGGGCUUGCCUUGUUGCAGUUGUGUGUUCUUCAGAACAGCCUCCAUUUAGGCCUCUGGGCAGUGCUUCUGGGGAUGGGGCGUCUGUUGUUUUGAAGAGUCUUCUUGAGAGGGCGAGUAAAGUGUUGAAUGACCCAAAGGGUGGGGUGGCCAAUUAUGGGCUUUGGCAGGCAUCGUUUGAUGAAUUUUUUGAACUUCUGACAAAGUAUUGCCUGAUUAAGUACGAGUCAAUACUAGAAUCAGUGUAUGCAACGGGUACAGAAGGUUUUGAUGCAGAGGUGCGGGCAGCUACGAAAUGUGAGAUGCCUGUGGAGCUCUUACGGGCAUGCCUUCCUCAUACAAAUGAAGGGCAGAUGGAGCUCUUACGACAAUUUGGGCAGCAAAGAACUUCUAUUACAGGGUUUAAAGUAGCCACAUGAACUCACAUGGAUCCAACGCCAGAUAUCUGUUUACUUUUGUAGCGUUGGAAGCAAGGACAAGUAUUUUGGCUGGAGGGAAUGUACAGUACAGUACAGUACAGGGACAGGUAUCUAAUUGAAUUGAAGGUAAGAUGUACUGUUAUAAUAAAGCAGAAAAACAAACUUGUUGGGGUAUCGGAUUCAUCAUCUUUAAUUAAUUAUAUAAUCUUUUCUACUUAGUGUAUGUAUCUUAUGGAAUUUUCUGUAUUUUGUUAUUUAGUGAAGGUAUUCGGUUAAGCUCAA
Messenger RNA from Mercurialis annua (annual mercury), 2666 nucleotides. RefSeq names its product protein PAT1 homolog 1-like. Gene Ontology annotation, biological process: P-body assembly; deadenylation-dependent decapping of nuclear-transcribed mRNA. Gene Ontology annotation, cellular component: P-body. The transcript is spliced from 4 exons. Gene Ontology annotation, molecular function: RNA binding. The coding region runs from base 243 to 2384 and encodes 713 amino acids. The record is from RefSeq and is a predicted model, not a curated record. Lineage: Eukaryota; Viridiplantae; Streptophyta; Magnoliopsida; Malpighiales; Euphorbiaceae.